CCUUUCUGUGCUUGCCUGCUGUCCACUUCCUGAAGCUGAGUAGUGGAGUGGCAUCGAUAGACUGGGAAGAUUCAUCAACACCAAUUAACUCCACUGUACAAUGAAAUUAACAUCAAUCAUACCCGCUCUUGAUCUCCACUACUUCACGAUAUUACUGGUAGCAGGCCUCUAUAGUCCUGCGUGGGGAGAGAUAACCAGUCUUGAUGUCGGAAGCAUAGAUGACACACUCAAUAAUGCUGGAGUGGCACUUGUCAACUUUUAUGCAGACUGGUGUCGCUUCAGUCAGAUGCUACACCCCAUCUUCGAGGAGGCAUCAAACGUGGUUAGAGAGGAUUACCCAGACAACAAAGAUGUGGUGUUUGCUCGGGUAGACUGUGACCAGCACUCGGAAAUUGCCCAGCGUUAUCGCAUCAGCAAGUACCCAACACUGAAGCUCUUUCGGAAUGGAAUGAUGAUGAAGCGCGAGUACCGGGGGCAGAGGUCAGUGGCGGCCAUCGCCGAUUUCAUCCGCCAGCAGAAGGUCCAGCCCAUCGUGGAGAUGAAGAGUCUAGAGGAGCUCACCACCAUAGACAGGAAUAAGCGCACCAUCGUGGGAUACUUCGAGCAGAAGGAGUCAGAAAACUACCAGACCUUUGAGAAAGUGGCCAACAUCCUGAGAGAUGACUGUGUGUUCAUGGCAUCUUUUGGGGAUGUUUCUAUGCCGGAACGCUUCGCCGGCGAUAACAUGAUCUACAAACCUAUGGGGGAGAAUGUUCCAGAUAUGGUGUACCUGGGCUCGCUCAUCAACUUCGACCUUACUUUCGCCUGGACCCAAGACAAGUGUGUUCCACUGGUCCGAGAGAUUACCUUUGAGAAUGGAGAGGAGCUGACGGAGGAGGGCAUUCCGUUUUUGAUCCUCUUCCAUCAGAAGGAUGACCCAGAGAGCCUGGAGAAGUUUCAGCACGAGGUUGCCCGGCAACUCAUCAGUGAGAAGGGUUCUAUUAACUUCCUGCAUGCAGACUGUGAGAAGUUUCGCCACCCUCUCCUCCAUAUCCAAAAGACGCCGGCAGACUGCCCAGUCAUCGCCAUUGACAGCUUUAGACACAUGUAUGUCUUGCCAGAGUACAGCGACCUUGCGGUUCCAGGCAAGCUGAAACAGUUUGUGUUGGACCUCCACUCAGGAAAAUUACAUAGAGAGUUCCACCAUGGGCCUGAUCCUACAGACAGCACACCAGGACAGGAGGACAAUAGGGAGGUGGCAAGCAAUCCUCCAGAGAGCUCCUUCCAGAAGUUAGCUCCCAGUGAAACGCGUUACACUCUCCUGAGGGACCGCGACGAGCUGUGACCCAAACACAUUAGCAAAACCUACAAUAUAUACACACACACACACACCCAUAUAUACAUACAUAAGCAAACACAAGCAAACACACACACACUCAGUACACAUCAACCCACCACCCAGAACCUAGAGCCGGCAGCCCCGCCCCUGUGGCUUGGCCCCGCCUCUCCAGGCGGACCCUCCAUCACUCUGUUUUACUGUGGACGUAAAGGAGAACGACAAGAAGGAAGUUUGGAAUUUAAGGAGAAACGGAAGGAGAGAGUGAAGAAAACAGGAGAAGAAAACAAAAAGAGCCUUUUUUUUAUUUUUAAAGCGUGUAAAUAUGUGCUCUGUUGGUCAGUCGUGUCUAAAUUAAAUACAUUUUUUUUGUUUUUUGUUCUGUUUUGCUUCCCCUCCCCAUUUCUGUCAGCCGAAGUUUUUUCUUGUUGUUUUUUUGUAAGAAAAGAAGAAGAAGAAAAACAACCAGAGCAAGAAAGACGUGAUGCUCCUACUGAGGUACAGACAUGGGUUUGGACCUCUCAUUGGUCUUAGGAAUUAUGGGAAAUUUCACUUUCAAUGACGUGACGUGCAGGCCGUUCACUGUGUAUACGCAUGAGUGUGUGUGUGUGUGUGUGCGUGUGUGCGCGUGUUAGAAAGAGAGAGAAGAUACAGAACAAGAGAUGCAGGCCAUUCACUGUCUUCCUGUGGUCAUUCAGUACUCACUCCAGUGUCUGAGUAUAGGAACGUGCGUGUGUGCGUGUGCGUGUGCGUGUG
This is a messenger RNA of Clupea harengus (Atlantic herring), 2071 nucleotides long. RefSeq names its product endoplasmic reticulum protein 44 (gene erp44). NCBI's taxonomy places the organism in Eukaryota, Metazoa, Chordata, Actinopteri, Clupeiformes, Clupeidae. Gene Ontology annotation, biological process: protein folding. Gene Ontology annotation, molecular function: protein disulfide isomerase activity. Gene Ontology annotation, cellular component: endoplasmic reticulum-Golgi intermediate compartment; endoplasmic reticulum membrane. The record is from RefSeq and is a predicted model, not a curated record.